Messenger RNA from Musa acuminata AAA Group (dessert banana), 1167 nucleotides. Its product is annotated as probable NAD(P)H dehydrogenase (quinone) FQR1-like 2. Lineage: Eukaryota; Viridiplantae; Streptophyta; Magnoliopsida; Zingiberales; Musaceae. Bases 199 to 969 code for a protein of 256 amino acids. The record is from RefSeq and is a predicted model, not a curated record. Gene Ontology annotation, molecular function: NAD(P)H dehydrogenase (quinone) activity; FMN binding. Gene Ontology annotation, cellular component: membrane. The transcript has 3 exons.
UCGUUUUCUCGUUCGUUCUGGUCAGAAUUAGGCAGGAUUUAAUGUGUCCUCGAUUCGAAGAGGAAAGAAUCACAGAUCAAAUUGGAGUUGAUCUGAUUAGCUUUCCAAAGGCUGGCGAUUUCCUAAAAUUAGGUUUCUUGUUUGGUCUUGGCAUUUACUGACGUUGGAGGCGGUUUCCGAUUUCAAGAUUGAAGAUACAUGGGGAAGGGAGGAGGUUGCGUGCCGAGCAAGAAGCGGCAGCCAGCUGCUGCCUUGGAUGGUUCUGCCACCGCCGAGAAGAAUGCUCCUAUUCCCGUGGAGGAGAAGAUUGAAGCCAGCGCAGAGGUCAUCGAACCCGCUUCACCAUCGUCGGUCGAGUCCAAGCUCAAGAUCUUCAUCGUGUUCUACUCCAUGUACGGCCACGUUGAGUCUCUUGCCAAGCGGAUGAAGAAGGGUGUGGAUGACAUUGAAGGUGUAGAGGGUGUCCUGUAUCGUGUUGCAGAGACCCUCCCACCGGAUGUCUUGGACAAGAUGCAUGCUCCGCCCAAGGAUACGGCGAUCCCGUUGAUAUCGGCUGCAGAGAUGGUUGAGGCGGACGGCAUACUGUUUGGUUUUCCGACUAGGUAUGGGUGCAUGGCUGCUCAGAUGAAGGCCUUCUUUGAUUCUACUGGACAGCUAUGGAGGGAGCAGAAGCUUUCCGGCAAGCCAGCCGGGUUCUUCGUGAGUACCGGUAGCCAAGGGGGAGGGCAGGAGACCACUGCUUGGACUGCGAUAACCCAAUUGACCCACCAUGGCAUGCUCUUCGUUCCCAUCGGAUACACCUUUGGAGCUGGUAUGUUCGAGAUGGAUGAAAUCAGAGGUGGUUCUCCAUAUGGUGCUGGCGUCUUUGCCGGAGAUGGCACAAGGCAAGCUAGUGAGGCAGAGCUUGCCCUAGCAGAGUACCAGGGCAAAUAUAUGGCUUCUGUAGUCAAGAAGCUGGUGCAAACUUGAUCCUUUCACUAGCUUUUCACUGGGAUUGCAUGUUUUCUAUGUAAAACCUGAAUGCCUAAUGUUCUAUUCCAUUCAUAAAUUAGCUCUUCGCCUAUGUGUUUUCUGAUACCUGUAAUUAUUUCUUGUAUUUGGUCAUGGUCAUGUGUCCAAAAAUCAUGAUGUCUUUGACAAAAUAAGGUUGUGGCAUUUGAUCUUCGA